ACACUUCACAAUGCUACUUGUAGAUUAGACAACAGCAGUGCAUUUUCCACUGCCGUCUCGCCAUGAUGCUCGUUCUAUUGACAAGCUUUCUACUAGGUGUGAUUUAUUGUUCGUCAGCGGUACGUGAUCGAGAAUUCCCAGCGGAGUUUGAGUUUGGAGUCGGUACAUCUGCCUACCAGAUCGAAGGUGCUUGGAACGAGGAUGGAAAAGGUGAAUCCAUUUGGGAUCACUUCACCCAUCAUCGUCCGGAGAUGAUUGAAGACCGCGAUACUGGCGAUGUUGCAUGCGAUAGCUAUCACCAGUGGCGUCAAGAUGUCGAAAUGGUGAAGGAACUGGGAGUGGAUGUGUAUCGAUUCUCGAUUGCGUGGAGCCGGAUUAUGCCUGAUGGGUUCAGCAAUAACGUAAAUCCCAAGGGGAUCGAGUACUACAACAACCUUAUCAAUGCACUGCUUGACAAUGGCAUUCAGCCGAUGGUGACAUUGUAUCACUUUGAUUUGCCACAACGGCUGCAUGAGCUGGGAGGUUGGUUGACGUGUGAUAUUGUGGAUCAUUUCAGAGAAUAUGCCAGAGUGGUGUUUGAAAAUUUCGGUAAUCAAGUGAAAAUGUGGACGACUUUCAACGAGCCAUGGCACAUCUGUGAAAACUCGUACGGAAGGGAUGGCCUUGCGCCGGCCACGAAUAUUCCCGGGAUAGCGAACUACAUCUGUGGUCAUAAUGUUCUGAAGGCACACGCCGAGGCAGUUCAUCUGUACCGAAAUGUGUUUCAAACGAAGCAAAGAGGAGUGAUUGGGAUUUCUUUGGAUGCAAGAUGGUAUGAACCUGCCACGGAUUCUGCUGAUGACCAGGAGGCAUCCGAUUGGGCUCUGCAGUUUCAUUUGGGCUGGUUUGCUCAUCCGAUAUAUUCACCACAAGGCGAUUACCCGCAAAUAGUUAAGGAUCGCGUAGCCAAUCUGAGUCAAGCGCAAAGAUUUGCGAAAUCGAGGCUACCAGUUUUCAGCAAGCAAGAGGUGGAACGAAUUAAGGGAACAGCCGACUUUUUUGGUUUGAAUACGUACACCACCAGGUUGGCUUCCAAGAAUGGCGACCACAACCCGGCUAAUUAUAGAAUUCCCUCAAAUGAACAUGAUACAGGAGUGUUUCUGUCCGUUGACCCUAGCUGGCCGACAGCUGAAGCGCCGUGGCUAAGUAUUGUCCCUUACGGCCUUCGAAAUUUGUUAGUCUGGGUGAAGCAACAGUACAACAAUCCACCCGUCUGGAUAACCGAAAACGGUGUUGGUACAGUUGCUGGAACUGUGGAUCAUCAACGAGUUGACUACUACAAUGGCUAUCUAAAUGCGGUACUGGACGCUCUGGAAGAAGAUUGUGACGUUCGCGGGUACAUCGCUUGGAGUUUGAUGGAUAACUUUGAAUGGAGGGCAGGCUACAUGUACAAAUUUGGACUGUACUACGUUGACUUUGGAAGUCAAAACCGCACCCGAUAUGCGAAAAUGUCAGCGAAGGUGUUCAAACGCAUCGUUGAAACUAGGAAGAUCGACGAAAGCUACCGACCUCAACCGGAUGUGGUCUUCAAUUCGCACGACGGAAAUAAAAGCACAAAUUGGGAAGCAAUUGCAUUGGCCACUGCAGCAGCGUACAUGCUUCGAAAAAUUAUCAAUUGAAAAAGUGAUAUCAAGGGAUUGUGAUAUUUAACAUUAUCGAUUUGAAGUUAAUAUUCCC
Messenger RNA from Ochlerotatus camptorhynchus, 1716 nucleotides. RefSeq names its product myrosinase 1-like. Bases 63 to 1658 code for a protein of 531 amino acids. Lineage: Eukaryota; Metazoa; Arthropoda; Insecta; Diptera; Culicidae. Gene Ontology annotation, biological process: carbohydrate metabolic process. Gene Ontology annotation, molecular function: beta-glucosidase activity. The transcript has 5 exons. The record is from RefSeq and is a predicted model, not a curated record.